This is a messenger RNA of Chelmon rostratus (copperband butterflyfish), 3724 nucleotides long. RefSeq names its product myoneurin (gene mynn). Gene Ontology annotation, molecular function: DNA-binding transcription factor activity; protein binding; RNA polymerase II cis-regulatory region sequence-specific DNA binding. The record is from RefSeq and is a predicted model, not a curated record. The coding region runs from base 133 to 2328 and encodes 731 amino acids. The transcript is spliced from 10 exons. Gene Ontology annotation, biological process: regulation of transcription by RNA polymerase II. Lineage: Eukaryota; Metazoa; Chordata; Actinopteri; Chaetodontiformes; Chaetodontidae.
CGUCAGGGGAUAAUGGCUGGAGAUCGCGGAUAUUAGAAGACGGAGUCUACAGUCUCCACUAAGAGUUAGAGGAGGUGAAGCAAACACACUACUGAGACUCUGACAUUGGAUUUUCACCUGCCAGCAGCACAGAUGGCUCAUGUCACCAGUCAUGGGAGGCUGCUCUUGCAGCGCUUACAUCAGCAGCGGGAGAUGGACUUUUUAUGUGACAUAACCAUAAUGGUGAGAGACGUGGAGUUCAGAGCCCACCGCAACAUCCUGGCUGCGUUCAGCAAGUACUUCUCCUCCCAGGCUGAAAAGGGGCAGGAGGUCACUACCUUGGACCCUGAUAAGGUCAGCCGGUACGCUCUGGAGAAGCUUUUGGAGUUCAUUUACACUGGACAGAUGAACCUCAGCAGUACCAGACAAGCAGCUGUGCGUCGAGCAGCUGUGUUCCUGGGAAUGUCUGAGGCCAUAAAGUACAUGGAAGAAAUCCACCACUGGUCCGAGCCGAGUGAAACGUCCCAGUCGGAGGCAGACAAAGAAGCUGGUAUCUCUCCCCCCAGUCCGACCUCUCCUGGCAGCCCCAGCUCACCAGUUCCCCUGUCCAUUGUCUCUGUUACAGGGGACUGGCAGGACGAGGGGAAGGAUGGCAAAGAGCAGACUGACGAGGUCAAAGACGUAGAUAUGGAAGAGGGAGACAGAAGUGAUGUAGAGUACACCCCCACUACUCCAAAAAGCGUUGGAAGAGGACAGGGGAGGAAGAGGGGCAGAAGGCCGAAGAGUUUCAGCGGUGAGCAGGUGGAGGCGAGCAGCUCGGCCGACGGCACCCCUAAAACCCAGGGCUACAGGGGGAGGGGCAGGGGGAGAGGAAGAGGCAGAGGGAGGGGCAGGGGGAGAGGGAUAGGCAGUUUAGAAAGUGAAGAUCCAUUUUUGGAAGAUUCUGACACCAGUGUGAAGGACUUCGGGGACACCUCUGCAGACUGGAGCCCCUCGCAGGAUGACGACAUCCCAGUCAAGAAACCUCGACUGAGCAGCGGGGAGGGGCGGAGGGGGCGAGGCCGGGGGAGGGGGAGAGGCAGGGGGCGAGGCAGGAGGAGGGCCGAGGAGGAAGCAGAGGAGAGCGGCGAGGCAGGGACCGAUGACGGUGAGGGUGAGUUCGGGGAGCAGGAUCCAUCAGAGAUGUCUGAGCUGUCGCUGUCGUGCACCGAGUGCAACAAACUGUUUAAAGACGUGAGCAGCCUGCACAGACACGAGAAAAUCCACAAGGGGCUGAAGCCGUUUGUCUGCAUCUUCUGCUCUAAAACCUUCCGACAAGCUACCCAGCUGAAAACACACCUGCGCAUACACACAGGCGAGAAGCCAUUUAGUUGCUCCGAGUGCGACAAGUGUUUCGCUCAGAAGUGUCAGCUGGUCGCUCACCGCCGGAUGCACCACGGAGAGGAGAAGCCUUACACCUGCGAUCGCUGCGGCUUCAAGUUCGCUACCUCGUCCAACUUCAAAAUACACAUCAGACUGCACAGUGGGGAGAAACCGUACGUCUGUGACAUCUGUGGUCAGGCGUUCGCUCAGUCCAGCACGCUGACCUAUCACAAGCGCCGACACACCGGAGAGAAGCCCUACCAGUGUGAUCUGUGCGGCAUGUCGUUCUCCGUCUCUUCUUCUCUCAUCGCUCACGCACGAAAACACACAGGCGAGACGCCCUACAGAUGUUCACAGCCCAAGUGUGACUCGAGCUUUGUGACGUCUUCCGAACUGAAGAAACACAUGCGACGACUUCACCCAGAUGGGAACACAGGUGUGCAGUGUCUGCUGUGUGGAAACAGAUUUGCCAGCGUGAAGAAUAUGAUCAAACACCAGGAAAAGGCUCACGCUGACGAAGUGCGGCAACACAAGGAGAGAGCCAGAGCAGUGGUCCUCCUGGCCUCCAGUCAUCCUGUGGCCUUUGUCCAGAGCAAACUUUCCCAGGAAAACAAAGGUGUGGUUUCCUUCCACGAAGAUGAGCCACCCAACCCCGAACCGGCCACCCCCAACCCCAAAGCCACAGCGGCUGCUGCCACCGCUGACGCGGCAGCCGCUGCUGACACCGCCACCACCGCCGACGCUGCUAGCACCACCGACACUGCCGCAACCGUCAUGCAGGACUUCAAGGCGGAGCCCGCUCACCCUCCUGUCAGCACCACCGACCAGGUGACCUUUGAACCUGAUCAAGAGCAGACCAUCAACUCAGACACCCUCCAUGCUCUGGUGGAGCAGCUGCGGCCGCCGCCCUCCCCCGCCCAGGGGCUGGAGCAGAUCGUCAUCAUCAGGACGGUGGACAACACCGAACACAACCCCCCUCAGCAGUGAGGCCCGAGCCACACCGGCGUCCCUGGUGGAACAUUUUAACAUACAGCCACAGUCAGCGCUCACAUUCAGGCUUAUAGCCCCAGAAAUAGACGUUAACGGACCUUUGCUCAUCUGUAACUGAAAGAUAAUCGUGUUAGAUUACGGUUUGGGUCUUAAUUUCAUAGUUUUGUUAUAUCAGUAUUGGUGAUGUUGUACUAAUGAAGUUGACAGCUGAGAUCAGAGCAUCCAGCAACAUGAUUAGACAGGUUGUAAACAAACCAACAAACCUCCAGGUUAGACAAACUGCAAACAUCCACCGGCAGCUAUCUGAUUCAACCUUGGCCUGCCAUACUUCGUGUAGUUGUGUGCACACAGUUUUCCUGUGAAUUGAGGGAUUAUUACCAACAUUUAAUGCGCACUCAUGUUCAGUUUGACCUUCAAAUAACAUGGUUUACAUAAUCGGGAUUGGUGUGUUUACAACCUGUCCUUGCCUCAUCAAACUUAAUCCAAGUCGUCAGCCGUAGUCGUUGGCGCCUCCGGUCCCCUCCAGUCUGAUCAGUGUAUCCUAAAACUUCACUGUUCAGAUGUUUAAAUGCAAAGCAGAAGUUCCUGAGUUUAGUUCCAACAGGGGCCUGUUUAGAACAGCGUGUGCUAAAAUGUGAAAAUGUUCCACACAGUUUAAAUAUGUCUUCACUUAGAGGUGUGCGUCUUCUCAUCCUUAAGUCGCUCUGAAUACCAGCUUCAGCUAAAUGCUAAAAAUGUGUGUAACAUCAAUGACGUCAGAUAGAAACCUUCUCUCUGCUCUCCUCUAAAUUCCACUACUUUACCAAAAAAACUUGAGACUAACAACAUUUUCUGAGACGUUCACGUGUGGCUGGAGUUACCUUUCAGUUGCAGUGCAGUUUGGAUCAGAAAUCAAUGUAAAGAAAAGUUUAUCAGACCAGAAUAUAUGAUGUGACAGCCAGUACAACACUUGCAUUUUUUUAUAGGUAAUGUAGUAAGUAGGAGCCUUGUUGUCAUGAGAUUCGAUUUUAUUUCUCAUAACUGUUUCACCCUUAAGUGUUUGACAUGUGAUGGUGGCUUCAUUCUUGUUAACAUAGCCCUGUUGAUGCAAACCAAGGUUUUUGUUUCAUUGGAAUAUAUGUAGUUAAUUUGUUUUUUAUAGCAGCUGCUUUAGGCCUCAGCAGAAGUGUUUGUGAUUCAAAUCUGAAAACUGCAUUAUUGAGUAUUUCUAUCCACUUGAAAGAAGCUGUUGUUCUGUUUAAUGCUUUCUUCUUCUUCUUUUUUUUUUCUUUUGGAUAACAUGUCUGCAUUAUUUGUACAGAAAUGUGAAUUACAUACAUGUACAAGUUCACUACUGUAUAAAAACUAUACAAGAGGAAAAUAAAAUUAAAGACAAAAAGGGACAAUCAGAUUG